Amborella trichopoda is the source of this 2092-nucleotide messenger RNA. Its product is annotated as NAD(P)-binding Rossmann-fold superfamily protein. The record is from RefSeq and is a predicted model, not a curated record. Gene Ontology annotation, biological process: steroid biosynthetic process. Gene Ontology annotation, molecular function: oxidoreductase activity, acting on the CH-OH group of donors, NAD or NADP as acceptor. Lineage: Eukaryota; Viridiplantae; Streptophyta; Magnoliopsida; Amborellales; Amborellaceae.
UAAGAUCUACAAAACCUUCCAAAAUAAGUUUUGUCCCAGGGGAGUAAAUACAGUGCACAGUAUGCUCAUUUUUAAGUUCAAAUCAUCUCUGUUUUCGUGCUCAACUCUCGCGCUCUCUAAUUUCCAGCUCAAUUCUCUUUCGCUCUCUUUAUCUUUUCGAGCUCAAUUCUCUCUCUCUCUCUCUCUCUCUCUCUCUCUCUCUCUCUCGUGCAGUUAUAAACAUGCCUUUUCACUCUUCGUUUUCUUACAGUUAGUAACAUGUCUGUCACUCUCUUCUUUCUUUACUAAUUCCUUUUUCAGCCCGAUAGUCCCUUCCUGUCUCCAGUCUCCUCUCUGUAUUUGUUAUUUGUACGAGAGAGAGAGAGAGAUGCAGUUGAACGAGAGGGAAGGCAUAGAAGGGUUAACAUUUGUUGUAACUGGAGGUGCAGGCUUUGUUGGGUCGGCCCUUUGCUUAGAGUUGAAAAGGAGGGGAGCCAAAGAUGUCAGAGCCCUUGAUCCUCGCACAAGUUCUCCAUGGUUCCAACGACUCAAGCAGAAUGGAGUUGUUUGCCUGUCUGUGGAUGUGAGCCAAAAGAGAGAUGUCAAAAAAGCAUUACGUGAGGCAGAUUGCGUUUUCCAUGUAGCAUCGUAUGGCAUGUCAGGAAAGGAAAUGCUCCAAGUUGGUCAUAUUGAUGAGGUAAACAUUACUGGAACUUGCCAUAUACUGGAUGCUUGUCUCGAAUUUGGCAUUAAGAGGCUCGUAUAUGUAAGUACAUACAAUGUGGUAUUUGGGGGCACUGAGAUAGUAAAUGGAAAUGAAGCAUUGAACUACUUCCUUAUUGAUGAUCAUGUCGAUGCAUAUGGUCGUAGCAAGUCUAUUGCUGAACAGCUUGUUCUGAAGAGCAAUGGCUGCCAUUCCAAGGAAAAGCAGGGAGCCAUACUCCAUACUUGUGCUAUUCGUCCAGCUGCUAUUUAUGGGCCAGGGGAAGAGAGACACGUUCCCAGGAUCUUAAAUUUAGCAAAAAUGGGUUUAUUGCCAUGUAAAAUAGGUGAUGAUAGCGUGAAGUCAGACUGGGUUUAUAUUGAUAAUUUAGUAGAUGCUCUUCUAUUGGCAAGCAUGGCACUUUUGGACGACAUCCCUGGUCGAGAGGGGCCUCCUGUGGCUUCUGGGCAGGCAUACUUCAUAAACGAUGGGGCUCCCGUCAAUUCUUUCGCGUUUCUCCGCCCGUUACUAUUAAGCCUGGAUUAUGACUUUCCAAAAUCCACGAUAAGCGUUCACCAUGCUCUUAUUUUGGCCCGGAUUUGCUCAUGCAUAUAUACUUUGUUGUAUCCAUGGUUAAAGUGCUCGUGGCUUCCUCAACCUUUGCUUCCUGCAGAAGUGUAUAAGGUUGGUGUGACCCACUAUUUCUCCCCAUUAAAAGCCAAGGAGGAGCUUGGUUAUGUACCUCGAGUGAGCCCUCAUGAAGGCAUGGCUGCUACAAUCUCAUACUAUCAGGAAAGGAAGAGGAAGGCGAUAGAUGGGCCCACCAUUUUCGCUUGGCUCUUUUGCAUAAUUGGGAUGUCUCUCUUGUUUUGCUCGGCCUUUAUACCCCAUCCUUAUCUCGGGCAAAUGGAGUGGGCUCGCUCCCUCCAUCUCUUUGUUUUCCGUUCACAAUUCCUACUGCGCAUUGUGUUUUUUGUAGCAGUUGCUCUCCAUGGAAUGGAGGCUGUGUACGCAUGGUACUUGGCAAGAAGAGUGGAUCCAUAUAAUGCUAAUGGUUGGUUUUGGCAGACAUUCUUGCUUGGCUUUUUCUCGCUUCGGUUCCUGCUGAAAAGAGCCAAGAAAUGAAAAAUAUUAUGUAGAACUGAUGUCUCUCAUGGGUGGUUUCCAGAUUUUUGUCUUAUAAAGGACUUUUGUGAACAUUAUGUGCAAAGAAAUGGUUAUGAUAUUAGAUAUAAAUGUGUCAUUAAGUGGAAAAUGUGGGAAGAAGUUGCAGCUAACUCUGGUUGACAACCCUCGGUACUUUGUUCAUUGUAGCUUGCAUGCCAGUUAGCUAGUGAAUUGGAAACCCCACAUAUAUUCUUGGUUCAUUUGUAAUUAUUUUUGUCCAGGGCAAUAUAUGUGUUUUCAGAA